CUCCAUCAUGGCCUCCACCACAGCCACGACGGCGGCGACGGCGACGUCCAUCCGGGUGGCAGGCGUGCCCGAGCACUUUAACGACCCGUGGCACCUUGCCAUCGACCGCGGGCUCUUUGCUGCCCGCGGCCUCGCCCUCGACUUUGUGACGUACUCGGGCGGGACGGGGGCCAUGACCCGGCGCUCCGCUCGGGCGAGGUCGAUGUGGCUGUGGCACUCACCGAGGGCCUCAUUGCCGACAUCGCGCUCCGUGGCUCGGAGGACUACAUCAUGGUGGCGCCCUACGUGAGCGUUCCGCUCCGCUGGGGCGUCUGGGCGGCACCAGACUCGCCCAUCACUUCGCUGGAAGAUCUCGACGCCGGCCACGGGCCCAUCAUCUUUGGCAUCUCGCGCUUUGGCUCGGGCUCGCACCUCAUGGCCACCAUCAUGGCCAACGCGCGCGGGUGGGAUCCCGAACGGGUCUCCUUUGCAAAGCCGUGCGGCUCGCUGGACGGUCUCGAGGCUGCUGUCGCCUCGGGCGCCGCAUCGCUCUUUAUGUGGAACCACUCGACGACCAAGCCGCUGGCGGAUGCUGGCCGCCUCCGCCACGUCGGCGACUGCUUCACCCCGUGGCCCUGCUUCAUGAUCGCCGUCUCGCGUGCGCUCCUCGAGCACAAUCGUCCCGCCCUCGACGCCAUGCUCGCUACCAUCAAGGACGCUGCCCGCACCUUUGUAGCCGAAGGCGAGGCCUCGGUCGACUUUGUGGUGAAGAAGCAUGGCAUCGCGCGCCAGGACGCUGCAGACUGGUUUGCUUCCGUCGGCUACGCAGAAUCCAACCACAUCGACGACGCCGUUCUCUCGUCGGCCAUCACCGCCCUCCGCGCGACCAAGAUCAUCGACACCGUCCCUGCCCGCGACGACCUUGUCGCCGAUCUCGGGCCGGCUGUCGUCGUCGAGGGCGGCCACGUCAUCCCACCGCCGUCACAUUGGGAGUAUGCUCCCGCUGAAGACGAGUCGUUUACCGGCCUCAUUUGCGCCGCCGCCUCACCGGUCUACGGCCUCAGCUGGGCCGAGUACGAGCCAUCGUCGCCUGUCGCCUCGUCAGGCUCGUCGUUCAUGGCCUUUAUGUGAGCUCUCGGCGCGGCGUCCGGUGGCGAUGGCGUCAGAGACGGUGGCGUCAGAGGCGAUUGCGGUAAAAGAUGGCCAGGGCGAG
Thecamonas trahens ATCC 50062 is the source of this 1192-nucleotide messenger RNA. RefSeq names its product periplasmic substrate-binding protein. NCBI's taxonomy places the organism in Eukaryota, Apusomonadida, Apusomonadidae. The transcript has a single exon. The coding region runs from base 271 to 1110 and encodes 279 amino acids. The record is from RefSeq and is a predicted model, not a curated record.